Molecule: messenger RNA, 228 nt
Organism: Galeopterus variegatus (Sunda flying lemur)
Lineage: Eukaryota; Metazoa; Chordata; Mammalia; Dermoptera; Cynocephalidae
Product: spindle and kinetochore-associated protein 2-like
Exons: 2
Biological process (GO): cell division; chromosome segregation; mitotic cell cycle
Cellular component (GO): spindle microtubule; outer kinetochore
Molecular function (GO): microtubule binding
Source: RefSeq, a predicted model, not a curated record
AUGUGUAAUGUCACAUUUGACUUUGCUUAUGCAGGCCAUAAGUUCCAAAAGAAAAAUCCAGUUACACUCUUGAAGGAAUUGUCAGUGAUAAAGUCUCGAUAUCAAACUUUCUAUGCACGCUUUAAACCAGUUGCUGUUGAACAGAGAGAGACUAAGAGCCGCAUUUGUGCUACUUUGAAUAAGACUAUGACCAUGAUGCAAAAACUACAAAAGCAAACAGACCUGGAG